CUUAUAGAAACUCUGUACGUGGUAACGACAGCUGUUGUCUUGCUGUUGUCAACUAAAAUAAUUAUAUCAAAAUUUAUCGAAUUGUCAAAUGUAAAUAACAGUGAAAAUGGCGAACCUUCCACUGGGCAUAAAAACUCACGCCCAAAAAGUCUGCAGUCUGUAUAAAAGAGCUUUGCGUAAUUUAGAAUCGUUUUACGAUAGACGCAAUGUAUACCGUUACCAAGCAGUCUUGAUGCGAGACCGUUUUGAUAAAAAUGCCAAGAUUACUGAUAUGCGAGUAGCUGUUCAGCUAUUGAAAGAGGGAGAAGAGGAGCUCUUCCUCAAGCAACAUCCAAUGCCUAAGAAAUUCCCAUACAGUCACGGAGGUGUAGCCCAUGAGCGUGAAGUUAUACCUCCAGACUGGGUGUUAGACUACUGGCAUCCGUUAGAAAAAGCUCAGUACCCUGAGUACUUCAAACGUCGUGAAGAAAGGAAGAAAGAAUUCAUCGCAAUGUGGGAGAAACAAUAUGGCAAGCAAGAUCCUAAGGAUCAACAACAUUAGAAAACUGUUUGAAUGUAAUUUAUAGUAAAAUAAUUAAUAUUAUCGUUA
Messenger RNA from Melitaea cinxia (Glanville fritillary), 589 nucleotides. It is a transcript of the gene ND-B22, whose product is annotated as NADH dehydrogenase [ubiquinone] 1 beta subcomplex subunit 9. Gene Ontology annotation, biological process: mitochondrial electron transport, NADH to ubiquinone. The record is from RefSeq and is a predicted model, not a curated record. The transcript is spliced from 3 exons. The coding region runs from base 107 to 541 and encodes 144 amino acids. Lineage: Eukaryota; Metazoa; Arthropoda; Insecta; Lepidoptera; Nymphalidae.